GCGCAAGAUUCGAACAUGCGAGUGAAAAAACGAAAUCGCACUGUCACUUGCAUAACAUCAGCUAUCAAGAUGGCUGGACGUAUUCAGACUGUCUUAGGGGCGUUGGAUCCUACGAAAUUGGGGCAAACACUCACACAUGAACAUAUUCGUAUGGACUAUCAAAAUUGCUAUAUUAAGCCGCCUCGUGAAGAUCAUCAAGACAAAAUUCAUGACAAUAAAAUCAAUUUGAGAAAUUUAGGAUUUGUCAGACAGUAUCCUUACAGUCAUGUAUACAAUCUUUCGUUUGGAGAUGAAGAUUUGCAAACAAUGAUAGCUGAAGUGGCAGAAUAUAAACGGUUGGGAGGCGAUAGCAUGGUAGAAGUGACCACGUUUGGGAUAAAUCCUGACUACGAAUUUCUUAAGAAGGUAUCGGAAGCAACAAAUGUUAACAUCGUAUGCAGUACCGGGUAUUAUCUUGGUCACACUCUAACCGACGAGGUGAAGAAUGAAAGUGUGGAAAGUUUAGUUAAGAGUAUGGUUAACGAUUUAACAGUUGGGCGAAACGGUAUAAAAGCUGGUUGUAUCGGGGAAAUCGGAUGUCAGUAUCCUCUAGCGGAUUCAGAACGGAAAUCUUUAAUAGCAGCAGCGAAAGCCCAGGCAGAAGUUGGUUGUCCGUUGAUUAUACAUCCUGGUCGGGACGAAAAAUCUCCAUUCGAAAUCAUCGACAUCCUCAAAGAGGCUGGAGCCGAUAUCAGCAAAACUGUAAUGUCCCAUUUGGAUAGAACUUUAGUCAUGGAUUCCGAUAUUUUACUCAAAUUUGCUGCUUAUUCAACUUGCUAUCUCGAAUUCGACUUAUUUGGAAUGGAAGUCUCGCUGUACCAAGCCAACGACAACGUUGAUUUUCCUUCAGAUGCACAACGUAUACAGAUGAUAAAGUUGUUAAUCAAGCACGGAUAUGAAGAUCGGAUUGUGAUAGCACAUGACGUACAUACACGUCAUAGAUUGCUCAAAUAUGGCGGACAUGGCUAUGGUCACAUUCACGAAAACGUGUUACCAAUGAUGCUAAGGAGAGGUAUUUCACAAAACCAAAUAAACAAAAUACUUAUCGAUAACCCCAAAAGAUGGCUAACUUUCUAAACACAUAUCCUGAAGGAGAACAGUGUCGUCUUUUUAGAUGUAUUCUUAGAAUAAAUGCAAAUGAACAUUUAAGAAA
This is a messenger RNA of Hydractinia symbiolongicarpus, 1192 nucleotides long. Its product is annotated as phosphotriesterase-related protein-like. The record is from RefSeq and is a predicted model, not a curated record. Gene Ontology annotation, biological process: catabolic process. The transcript has 8 exons. Gene Ontology annotation, molecular function: hydrolase activity, acting on ester bonds; zinc ion binding. Bases 16 to 1116 code for a protein of 366 amino acids. Lineage: Eukaryota; Metazoa; Cnidaria; Hydrozoa; Anthoathecata; Hydractiniidae.